Molecule: messenger RNA, 4234 nt
Organism: Fusarium verticillioides 7600
Lineage: Eukaryota; Fungi; Ascomycota; Sordariomycetes; Hypocreales; Nectriaceae
Exons: 2
Coding region: 461-3697 (1078 amino acids)
Biological process (GO): transmembrane transport
Molecular function (GO): oligopeptide transmembrane transporter activity
Source: RefSeq, a predicted model, not a curated record
CCCACUCAAAACCCUUGAACUCUCCACGCGUAAAGACAGGGCAGGGCUGUCGUCUCCAAAAGCUUUUGCUUGCUUGAUGGGCAUUCCCGUAACGCGCCGUAGCCCUGCUUUUUUUUAUAUCUUUCUACCUAUCAUUGCCUUUCUAUAUGCUUUGUUGUCAUUAAUGCCAUCCACCUGCUGUCAAUUGGAUCCAAUACUUUUGAGGCACUUUGCUAGCGGACGGCCCCUCUAACCACAUUCUCUUAUGGUAUCAGGGAUACUAUUACAAGGCAAUGCCACACGCCAGAUCGAUGAGAGCUGGAGCCCGUUCGAUCACGCCCCUCCAAAGCCGCUACCUGUUUCGUUCACGCUGGCUUGGCUUGUUAGUCAACGAUAGUGUGGAUAUCAUCCAUAUCCAUAGCUAGGUAGGUAGGAUAGCCAGCCAGAUAUUGAUUGAUACAUCACGGUACACGCCCCCGCCAUGGGUAAACACACCACCAACUCAUCCUCGGCCUCCAUCUCCUCCAGCAAACGAAGCCUAAGCCGCCAAUCUUCAGCGUCUUCGUCCCUGGCAGAGAGGGUUGGAGACAGGGUUGCUGGUGAUUCCCCUCCACUCCGCCAGGACGUCGCCCUUCAGCCCCUAACAUCCACAUCCACGUCCGCAUCCUCAUCCUCUGCCAGGUCCACCGUGACUGUCUCACCCUCACACCCAGUCCAAGCCAAGGGUCAUGUCUUGCCGUAUCAGGCUCCGGCCUCUCAUAUACCUCCUCCAUCAUUAAGUACCGCUGCUACCCCAGCUGCAUUUGCACUUGCAUUUGCAUCUACACCUGCAUCUGCAUCUACUUCUAUUCACGCUUCGGCUCCAACCUCAGCUGCUGUUCCACCGGUUCUCGUUGGUGGUCAAGAUGCGGCGCAGCCUCUUCAUAUCGAUUCCGACGAUAGUCUAGAUGCCAUUCCUCAACCCAUAGACGACACUAUAGAUAUGGCUUCCAAGAAGACGCCCUUCUUGCGCCCCGCCGCCGCUCGCUCCGAUGCUGCUCCCUACGGUUCGGUCUCACUAACACCCAGUCGCAAUAAUUCACCCGCUGGUAGUGAUCGCUGGGAUCCCGAUUCCCACCAGCUUCGUCACGUUCCGGAUACAAUGCGCAGCGAGACCUCGCACCGCUCCGUCCUUGGCAAGAAAUCAUCCUCGAGGUUAUCCGAAGAGAUCGAUGGCGCCGUCCUAGUCUCGGGCCUCGAAGGCCGCCUGGGCAUUACCGAACCUACACAUACUGGUGUUCUCGAGGGUAGCAUGAAGGACGACUUGUCUGAAGAUGGCGCACUGUUGGAUGACGCUUCUUCGGCAGCAUCGGAUUCUGUCCAUCAAGAAAACUCGCCUCACGAGGCUGUUCGUGCCUCUGUUCCGCCUACAGACAAUACCACCCUCUCCAUAAAUACGCCACGCAUGUGGUGUCUCUCUGUCAUUUUCGCUAUUCUAGGCUCUUCGACCAAUCUGUUCUUCUCCUUAAGAUACCCCAGUGUUGCCAUUACUCCAGUUAUUGCCUUAUUGCUUGUCCAUCCUCUUGGACAUUUGUGGGAUUUUGUGCUGAAGCGUCCUUAUGACCCCGAGGAGGAGUUUAUCGAUGGUGUACGGACGACUUCCGUCAGUGACGAUUCGCAUGGGCCGCAUAAGAUCAAGAGACGCACGCGUUGGAGGAGAUGGUUAGCGCAAGGUCGUUGGAACGAAAAAGAGCAUACUUGCGUCUAUGUCAGUAGCAAUGUUGCAUUUGGCUUCGCCUUUGCCACAGAUGUCAUUGUUGAGCAGACUCAGUUCUACAAUCAGGAAGCUCCUAUCGUGUACCAGCUUCUUCUCACCAUAUCCACCCAGAUUCUCGGUUAUGGCUUCGCAGGCAUAACACGCCGCUUCCUUGUUCGACCCAGUGGAAUGAUCUGGCCCGGGACUCUCAUGUCGGCAGCUAUGUUCUCGACGCUUCACAAACAGGAGAACAAACCUGCCGGAGGCUGGACCAUUAGCAGGUGGAAAUUCUUCUACAUCGUCUGGACCAUAUCCUUCCUCUUCUAUUUCCUCCCAGGACUACUUAUGCCGGCACUCAGCUAUUUCAACGUCAUUACCUGGUUUGCGCCCAAAAAUGUAGUUAUCGCAAACCUGUUCGGCGUCUCCUCCGGCCUUGGGCUCUUUCCCCUGACCUUUGACUGGGCGCAAGUGACCUACGUUGGCUCACCGCUACUUGUUCCGUUCUGGGCUGCUAUGAAUGUUAUCGGGGGUUUAGCUGUGGUAAUGUGGAUUAUCGCACCUGUUCUCUACUACACCAACGUUCUCUUCUCAUCGUACAUGCCGAUUCUUUCGGCUGCUGUUUUCGACAACACGGGCAAGGUCUACGAUGUCAGCAAGAUUCUCACGCCUGAUUUCCUCUUUGACCGAGAGGCCUACCAGAGCUACAGUAGAGUGUUCUUGCCAAUCACAUACGUGUUGAGCUAUGGUGUUCAAUUCGCUGGUCUGGCUGCUCUUCUGACGCAUACUGCCUGUUGGCACGGUCAGGAUAUAUGGAGGUCUUGGAAACGAGCACUUGAGGAAGCUCGCGAGGAUGGGCAGCCAAAGUAUGAACAGGUUGCGGAUUCUCCUGGGCCUUUACCACGACAAUCGCUCGACGAGGACCAUAGGCGCAUGUCAACAUCCACUUCUCAUGUAGAUGGAAUUAUUAGCCGCGAAGAUAUUCACAGCAAACUCAUGAAGAGAUACAAGGAUGCCCCUCUGAGUUGGUAUCUUAUCACGUUUCUCUCCAUGACUGCUAUUGGCAUCUUUGUUGUUGAAUACUAUCCCGUCCAUUUGCCCUGGUACGGCCUCCUUCUCGCGCUUGGCAUUGGAGCACUGUUUUUCAUCCCCAAUGGCAUCAUCAUGGCCGUCACAAACCAACACAGCAGCAUCUAUCUCAUCUGUCAACUCAUCUGCGGUGUUGUGUUCCCAGGUCGCCCCAUCGCAAACAUGGUUUUCGUUACAUACGGCUACAUCUCAUCAGCGCAAGGUAUCAAAUUCGCUUCCGACCUUAAACUCGGCCACUACAUGAAGAUUCCUCCUCGCAUCCUCUUUCUUGUUCAGAUCGUCGCGACACUUGUCUCGUCGCUGACUCAGAUUGGUGUGCUCAACUGGAUGUUCGCAAACAUCAAAGGCAUUUGCACUUCAGAGGCUCUCAAUGGAUUCACCUGCCCCAUUGCAAGAGUGCACUUCAACGGCUCCAUUCUGUGGGGUGUCGUUGGACCUAACGAAUUUUUCGGUCCGAAGGCCAUAUAUCGUUCCCUGGUCUGGUUCUUCCCCCUUGGCGCUCUCCUCCCCAUUCCCCUGUGGCUUUACUGUCGACAUAACCGCUCCAGUAUUCUCCGCAAGGUCAACCUCCCUGUUAUCUUUGGCGCUAUGUCCUGGAUACCUCCUGCAACAGGCCUCAACUUCUCCGUCUGGGUACUCGUAUGCUACGUCUUCAACUAUCUUAUCAAGAACCGCCACAAUGCCUGGUGGAGCAAGUACACCAUGACCUUGAGCGCCGCCCUCGAUUCUGGGCUUGCCUUUGGUAUAGUAGUUGUCUUUUUCGGCUUCAUCUACCCUGGGCUUGCAAAGAACCUCAAGUGGUGGGGCACUGAAGUGUACAAGCAGGGUUGUGACUGGCAAGCAUGCUCAUAUAAUACCCUCCCAGAAGGUGAACGCUUCGGGCCCAAAGCAUGGUAGGAAGUCGACGACGUUGGAAAAGGGUUUUUUUCUUCUUCGAAAAACACUGCAUAUAGAUUCUUAUCCUCACCAUGAGGGCCAUAAUGAUAGACAGCAUGGACAGAUACGGUUGGCAUUAUUACAAAGGCAUGGGUUAUUUACAUUGAUUCAGAGGGUAUCAGCUUUGACAGUAUAGGCAGUUUUGGCUCAGCGUCAAUUGACAUGGCACGUUGCUUUUGAACCAAGAUAGAACUCGGGACUUGGUUUUUCCGUCUAUCAUAAUGCCUAUUCCUACCCGCUUCUUUACUGCGCUUACGGCAGAUUAUCAUAGAAUACAGUGUAAUUAAAUCUGACGUUUGUAACUUGCCUGGUUUUACAAACCAGAACCAUGCUCAUAAUAAGUUCAAACCGUCUAUUUCUCAGCUUCCCAAUCAGGGUUCUGUAAGUUUGAGUCAGCACGCGAGGAUAGUUUGUUAAACAUUGUGCGACUUACCUUCCGCAAAAUUACUAAGCCUUCUAGAGUGCUGUUGAGGCUGAUGUACUCCUCAUCUUCCAGCU